Messenger RNA from Aspergillus ruber CBS 135680, 656 nucleotides. RefSeq lists its product as uncharacterized. The record is from RefSeq and is a predicted model, not a curated record. The transcript has a single exon. Bases 36 to 419 code for a protein of 127 amino acids. Lineage: Eukaryota; Fungi; Ascomycota; Eurotiomycetes; Eurotiales; Aspergillaceae.
GAUCUCUAUUAACCCUUUUUCUGUAGGGCAUCUAGAUGAGCAUUCCCGCAAGAGAUGCUUUGCUUAAGCUCUCUAGCAAUGCAAGUUCGACCCGGGAUGCAUCUGCGCCACAAGAGUUGACUGACCAAAAGAAGCAAGAGCUCAAGACAGACCAAGACCUCAUGAGCAUGAAGCGGGAGUGUAAAGCUUUCUGUGACAGCCUGAUUGCAGAAUACCAUCAAUUGCACAGGGCUAGAGGCACAGAGCUCUAUAAUAAAUUUCAGAACAUUAUCACGAAGUAUGGCAUCCUGGAAGCAGAUAUCUAUAACUUUGAUGAAACUGGGUUUCAGAUGGGAGUGAUUUCGACUAUAAUGGUUAUAACAAGCUCCAAACAACAAGGCAAAGCAAAAAAGAAACAGCCAAGCAAAUUGUCGACAUAACUCUAAUGUAGCGCAUUGGACAUUUUAUUGUAUUAUAAUGAUGGUGGGCUUACAGUAUGUGUGUGUAUGUGUAUUCAUUUACCCCGACCCCUCGCCAAAGCGAUAUGCAGGCUACCAUAACUAUAUAUGUCCUUGUACCUCUUAAUUGGAAAAGGGUUGGAGUAAAUGAAUACAUACAUGCAUACAAUAUGUCUUGGAUUUUCUCGGGCUGAUUGGUGGUUCAAUUAUGAACUUCGU